UUGGCCCUAAUCAUAAUUGCAAGCCAUGUGCCAAGUGCAAAGUCCCCUCAGGAAGGGUUGGACUGAAUAGAAUAAAUAACAUAUCCUGUUAUCCUGAGGGAAAGUUUCUGGUUUAGAAAAUAAGAAACAGAUAAAAAGCACUUUCAAUUGCCAACAUGGUUUUGUGCUUUCAUUAGUGAGUAUUUCUAAGUAAUGAUAAACAUCCACAGGGCUUUGCGACAAAAUAAAAAUAAUAAAUAAGAGCCUCAGAUCUAAAUGUCGAAGAUAAGAAUAAUCAAAACAUGAUUGAAAAAGAAAGAGAAGUCAGCUUAUUUAUGUAGCACUUCCCUUACAAAGUGCUUUACAAAAAGAGCAACCACAGCUUGAACAUUUUAAUCAGACUAACAUGAGAAAGGGUAUUAAGAGGUUUAGUCAGAGUGAAUAAAAGAUUAUGACAAAACUUUCUAAAAGCUUUCACAAAAAGAAAACUUUGAAUUCAUACAAAUGGGUACACAUUUAUCAAAUUCCCUGAAACGUUAUAUUGUAUAGUGUUGUAUAGUAAUUGAUACAUUUCUGCUAAAACCAUAGACUUGCCCGUUUUGUCAGCACCUGGGAUCUUGACAUGACUUUAAAGAGGAGGCUGAUUUUUAAUCUUGUAAAAAGAGAAUCUUUGGUUUUGUAUUUGUAAACCUUCACUUUGCACAAGUUGAAACUGUCAACGUUCAGAUACUUCAUAGACAAAAAACACAAAAAGCCCUGCAACAUUUAUUCAGGCAACAGCACAGGGUAACUCUUGAAUAACACUAUAUAGUCUAAAAUACAUUCAUAUAUUGAUUACUAUAGGUCUUAAAUAUGCUAAGGUCAGUCUGAUAUAUUAGGGUAAAUUUAACGGUAUUCUGUCUAUCUGAAAAAUAUGGUGGGGUGCAGAUUUUGUAAUGUCUCUGUGUUGUAGUUCUUUCUCAUCAAUACAGAUAUUAGCUGUAAUGAAACUACAACCAGGACCAACAUGAUAUGUGAUAGUAUUCAAACACCCAGUUAGAAUUUAUCUCAAUACACUCUGCUUGGCAAUAUGAAGAUAAUGGAUAUUAUCUACUUGUCUAUGCUUGUAUUUUGAGAGAUGUGAUAUUUCCAGGGUCAUUCUUCUGCUUACUUCACCCUUCAAUCUUCAAUUAUGGGGAAGUUUAAGUAAUUCUUUGGCAAUUCACAUAGUAUAUUAAUUUCUUUAAUUAUGGAGUUAAAAAGUAAAAAAAUUGUAGAAACCCAGAAAGAGACAGAGAUGAUAGAGAGAUUCACAGUUUUAGGACAACCGACCUGCCAAGUAAAUACAGCGAAGUAUACAGAGGAGAACGGUCUGACUGUACACUGGGUGAAUUUUUUGUUUAAAAAACAUUGAUGACAUUUUUUUUUUAUUCAUUUUAAGCAUCCAUUUUUAGUGUCUACAACUUAGGAGCAGUGCUGUAUAUUGUGGAUUUUCCCAUUCAGAAGAGUCUACUUCCUUUUCCUCUGGAGUUCCCACAUGACAUUCUCACAUCUUAAAGGAAACAAGUAUACCAGAAGUGGAUCACAUGCUUGCUCUUACCUCCCUCUCUACCUUGUGAUUCACCUUCCUGGUGAGUUAAAGAGAAAACAUUCCACGGAAGUGUGGCGCUACAAUCUGCAGACUACAGGAAUAGAAUUAGAUUGGACUGUCGACACACCGGCGAAAUCUCCAUGUGCCUUGAACUCAUCGGCAGACCUAACAUAGACACUGAGGCCUACUGCAAUUUGCCAGUUACCCUGUGACCUUAAAAAAGAAAGAAAGCCAAAAAGUGAUCUUCCUUCCUGUUCCAGCUCCAAAUCCGGAGCCAGUUUCCUGUAAAGUGAUAACCUUUCUAUUAUCUACAAACAGGGAGGUCAGCCCAGGAGGGAGAAGGGUUACAAGGUAAUUAACUCAACCCACUUCUUGGAAAACACAUGUUAUAAUUGGGGUUUAAUGGCAUUUAUUUUAAAAUGAAACAUAAGACGCAUCUAUUGAUCAAAUCUCUCAAUCAGGCUUUAUAAUCUUUACAAUCCCACAGAAACCAAACCACUAAAUAACACUUUCUCUCAUUUAUUUCAAAAUUGUCCUAUGCCAUGAAUGACUAUAUUUUUUUUUCUGUUCAAAAUGUACCGAUUGAAAAUGUUCAUUUAUAAAAAUAUAUACAAAAAUAUAAUUUUAAAAGUUCUUCCAUACUUUAACAAGUGAUGCAAUAAACAUUGUUUGAAGAGAGACAAGCAUCAGGCGGAGUCUCGUUUCCUAAACAAGAAGUCCCUCCUUUCCUGCAGCAGCACCAAACACCUUGGACUGUCGGGAAACAAAGAUGCAGCAAAGACGAAGAGCUUUAUCCAAGAUCUUAUCAGAGAAAACAAUAGACACUGACUUUAUGGAGUCUGUUAUAGAGCCAAUAGAAAUUCCCGACUCUUCAUUUGCAUAAAAACCACCCUUUCUUUAACUAAUUUAAAUACAAUCUGAAGUCCUAAACAUCCAUGUCAUUUACAGUAAGGUACCUUCAAGAUCUUUGUAUGUUGGUAUUUACUGAAGUGAGUACAAAUAGUGAACUUUAAAUGGUUAAUGACAUCCAGUGACAUCAAAUGCAGAAAUAUUUCAAACCCCUUUACCUUUUUCACCUUCUGUUGCACUGCAGCCUCAUGCUAAAAAUAAUUAAAGUUUAUACUUUUUAGCCAUGAAUCUAAAUAUAAUUUCAAAUCGGAAAAAAAAACAAUGCAAGAAUUUAUUGCAAAAUGUAUUAACAGCAAUUUUGAAAUACAAAAAAUCACAUUGAAGUAUUCAGACCCUUUACUCAGUAGCUGUCUACAAUGGUUGCAAAUACAGCCUCAAGUCCUCAUGAGGAAGUUUCACAAACCUGGACAGGGAGAUAUUCUGCAGAUCCUCUCAAGUUCUGCCAGUUUGGACAGAAACUCUCACUGGACAUUUCCAUCUAGCUCCAGCAGCAUUGUAGCCCUUAAGUCCAGGACCCAUACUCAAUCCUGUCUUUCAGGAAUCGUGACUUGACUUAAACUGGUGGCUAUGUUCAUUCAUUUUUUAUAAUUCAAUCUUAACAUUUUAACUCUGGAAUACAUGACCUCAUUAACAAUAUACCCUUGUAAAGAAAAAAAAGUAAGACACCAAGAAAACACGAGAUACAUUGCAAUUCGCCAAAUAAAAAAAAUAUAAAAUAAAAUAUUUAUUUGUUAUGUUAUUUGAAUUGCCCUAAGAAUAAAAAUGAGUGGAAAUUGACAUUGCUGUGGGUGUUUAUGCAUGUUGUAGGUGCAUUAUGAGAAAAACGGGAUUUGCUGAGCUCAGUAAAAACUAGUGUCACUGCAGCUUAAUCCAGUGUUUCCGAACAAAUAUAAGUUUUAAUAUCUUUUUAAUUUAUUUAAAAAAUUUAUUUUUUCAUAAUUAAUCAUGUAAUUGAUUAAUUUAUGGUUUCAAAGGGGGACUGUCGGGUCUUGGUGAGGGUACGUUUAGUUAGUCUUUGUGUUUUGUGAUUUGUUGUUGUGGUUUAUCAUUUGUCGUUGUGCUUUUUUACAUUACUCUUGUGUUUGGUGAUUUGUUGUUGUGGUCCUUUCUUGGUUGUUGUGUUUUCUUACAUCACUCUUGUGUGUGGAGAUUCAUCGCUGUGUUUUCUUAUUUGUUGCUGUGUUUUUAGAUGUCCACCACAGGGCCACCGUAGCAGAUAACUUUAGGAUACGACGUCACAUCCGGCUCAAACUUCAGCGCGCGGUUUGUUUGUUUAUCUGAAGUUAAGUCGAUAACUAGACAACAAUGGCGUCGUUUAGGACAAAAUAACUCACAGGAACCCAAGAUACGGUCUUACAGUCAGGUGCUGGUGAAAUGUCGUCUCUAACUUCGUGUGACUCACUUGUUGUGAACCGUGCAGCGGACAGGACGGCGGUCCGGAGCUGUCAUCAUGUCCCAGAGCAACACGUCGCUCCUGGACGAGGUGGCGCAGUGGAGUCCGGAAACCUGCCGCCAGGAGCUCAAGGCUGUUCUGCCCAAACUCAAUUCCCUGCAGCUCAAAUCUGAGAGCUGGGAUGAUCACAUACGUAUACUGAAGAUAAUCACAGACAUGUUCCUUCCACAUCUUGCUUUGUCAGAGCUGGAGGACGAGUGCUUCUCUAAGAUUUUACCUCAGGCUGUAGCAGUGUUCGACAGCAUGAUGAAAGAAAUCUCAGGCCAAGUUGGAGAGCUGUCCAGUCAAAACACUGAACUGUGUGCCUUACUAAGGAAGAUUCUUCAGGCAAUGAUUCAGAUAAUUGACACGCUGUCCACGUGCGUGCGUCAUGUUGGCUCAUUCGAGGAGCCUCCUGACCUGGAAUCUAUCCGCUCCUUACCUACUUGUAUCCUGAAGAUCCUGAGGGAAACCUUUCAGCACUGCAAGGAGAGUGAGGUGGUUUACUGUGGCCGUCUGUCCCUGGUGGCUGACCUGCUGCAAGGACUCUUCAAAGAGGCUUACUCCCUUCAGAAGGGUCUGCUGGAGCUGUUGGACAGGGUCUCUCUCGACAGCACUGCCUCAAAGGAGGAGGUCUCUGACAUCGUUACAGUGAUUCACAACCUGCUGGAUAUCUGCUCUAUUAUCGCCAACCUGGACAUAGCUCUUCAUGCAAACACAUGGAAGUUCCUCAUCAAACAGAGUCUGAAGUACCGACCACUGGUGGAGGAACAUCUGCAUCAUGGUGACAUCAGCACCACCCUGUGUGACAACUUGUUGACUUCCUGCCAAAACUCUGUGGAGUUGGCUGAACAGAUCAAACAAGCUGGUCUACAGGAGGCAACACAAAGCCCAGAAUACAAGUUGUUCCAGAAAUCUGCAAAGAUGUGCAAAUUCUUUGCCAACACAUUGGUUCAUUACAUAAAGGAAUUCAAAUUUUUUCUCACAAAGUAUUGCAGCUGCUUUCACCAACUCUACCUCCAGAUCAUUAGUAAGUUCCCUCCCAGCCUGUGUGCUCCAUCGCUGCCCAAGGCUCUGUCUGAGGAGCUGAAUGCAGUCGCUCUGGUUCCCAUGGACGCCCUCCUGCUCCAGCUGCUGCCUUUAAGGCCGUUCACUGAAGUUCUCCUCCAACACGACCUGAGGUUAAGUCCCGAACAUGAGCUUCCUCACUGUCUCUUGCUGGUGAAUGUCUUGGGUCAGCUGGCCUCCCAGCCAGAGGAGGUGCUGCAGCUUUGGUACACUGGCAGCCAGUUCUCAGAAGAGACACCCAGGCUUCCUCUCUUCAAGGCCUUGUUCACUAGUUUCCGUCGUUGCUACACUGAGCGUAAAGCCCCUGUGCUCUUGCCAGGGGUGAUGAUGAGAGGUCAGGCCCAGGUCCAGGUCAGCCUGCACCACCACGUCUGCGUGCACCUCUGUGCCAGCGUGUCUGCGCUGCCUCCGGCCUACUUCGCUAAACUGGAGCAUUGUUUGGUUGAUGCGGUCCUGCAGGCUGAUACACAGACGGCUUUACUGGCAACUGAUGUGUGGUGCUUCACUGCACGGUAUGGGACCGCAGAACUUUGUCUACAUCAUGUCCUCCUCAUUGCUCAGCUGGUAAAAACAUGCACUGCUGAGUGUUACCAGGCGUUCCACCUGGGCCUGCUGCUUAAACGCAUGGUUUUCCUCAUGACGCCACACCACCAGAUGGAGCUGGUGACACGUUUUCCCCCCUCUGAGGAGGUAAACCUACCGGUGUGGCGUCAUGUCCUCCCCAGAGCUCUUUCACAAGAUGUCCGUCACCAUGUAGAGACAGGCAUAGUUAGCGUGGCUCAGAAGGCUCUGACGGACUGGCAGAAUGGAGGAUACAAACUGGGACAUGUGAACCAACUGAACGUGGUGCUGUUAUCCCUCCUCGCUGUGGUUCAAGGGCAGUCGUCUCCUGAGGAACAAUUGGUGUUGUCUGUGAUGAGGAUAGUCACACAGCUUUGGUUAUGCAUGAGUUCAGAUCAGGUGCAGACCCACCCUGUGCUCCAGUGUACCCUGCAGCUGCUCCUGUCCAUAUCGGCCAAAUUAGUGAAAGACAUAGAACCUCAAGUCGUUUACCAGGCCGUGUUGUGUGUGGAUGCUCUGGCAUCUCAGAAGUGCGCAGAUCAGCUGCUGCUGGCUGUUCUGGAGUUCCUCGGCUCUCUGGGAAAGAUCUUUGUUCCUCCUGACAUUCAGAGUCAAAUUCUGCCGAGGCUGAGCAGCCUGUUCGGCGUCGUGCUGGCUGACACGUGCUGGCUGCUGCAUCAGCAUGCACUGGAGGCCUUUUCUCAAUUUGCAGAGGUCACAAACCAUGAGGAGGUCAUUUCUCAGAGUCUGAGUGUAGAAGAAACAAAGACCAAGGUGGUGAAUUAUCUGAGCAAGACUGUGAAUGCACAGGAAGAUGCUGAGUCCCGGCUACAGAGGCUCAAGGUGGAGACGUCACAGAUUGAGCAACACAAUGAGAAGCUGGAGAUCAACAGAGAAAAUGUUUGUCACAAACAGGCUGAAGAACCAGUGGCAGAAUCAGAGCCGUGUCCAAAGAGAGCUCGGCAGGAGACGAGUGUGGAGGAGUACAGCCGCUACAUCCAGACAGCAGAGAGUGCUUUAAAAGCCCUGCAGGCCCUCAUCGAGGACACAGCCGAUGCUACGGCGCCCCCACAGUGGCUGGAAACCAAACUGCAGGAGUUACAGACCCUCAUAACCGACAUCAGUACAGCCGGGCACAAAACAGAAUGACAUUCCCAGAUUAUUUAUGAUCUGUUUCAUCAGUCUGUGUUUGUAUUACUGCUACUGCAAAUAAUUUCUAUUACAUUUUUACAACUGUCAGUCUUGUUUUAUAUGAUGUUUAUUAAACUUGUCUUAAUACCAAGAAGAUAGUUUAAGUCUUCACUGCCUGGGAAAGGACCAUUGUGAAACGUCUGUUUCAAACAGAACAGGGACAUAUCGAUUGAGUAAAGUCUUUAUUUCACCAUAAACCCCCAAACUAAUAAAUUAUAUCAUUCCCAUUCCACAUUCAUUCAAAGUGCAAACCUUCUGUGAAUCAAACCCAUCACACUUUGACAACUUGCCAAAAGCAUUUCUAGAUCUCAAUGCCAAUAGUGAAAUUGGCACGUUUAAACAAACAAAAUUUAAAGAUGAAAUAAACAGGAUAAUAUUCAACUCUUAUUAAGAUCAUUCAUUUCCAGGUAACAUCAGUUGGCAAAAUUUAAAGUGGCUUCAUUUAUCCAAGUCUAACAUCUGAUCAGUAUAUGAAACUUCCAGUUCAGAAGAAAAUUUGCUUAAUGAACAAACUGAGAAUGAAAGUAAUAACCAAUAAAACAGGAUAAAAGAUGGCUCACUCCAUCCCAGUCAUUUUUAUUACUGCAUCAUGAUGAAUGAGAACUGGAGCAGUUGGCUGGGAAGUGGUCGCUUCUAGAGAUCAAGGUUUUUUCCAGUUAUCAAGUCUUUUGCUUAAGAUAAAAAAAAAAAAAAAAAUUAUGGAGCUGUUGUCAUCACCAGGCGUUCUCGUCCUCCCAGUUCACGUCGUCUUCAUCGUCCCA
Pleuronectes platessa (European plaice) is the source of this 7471-nucleotide messenger RNA. It is a transcript of the gene firrm, whose product is annotated as fignl1 interacting regulator of recombination and mitosis. The record is from RefSeq and is a predicted model, not a curated record. The coding region runs from base 3909 to 6668 and encodes 919 amino acids. Lineage: Eukaryota; Metazoa; Chordata; Actinopteri; Pleuronectiformes; Pleuronectidae. The transcript is spliced from 25 exons.